Messenger RNA from Girardinichthys multiradiatus, 9485 nucleotides. Its product is annotated as insulin receptor substrate 1-B. NCBI's taxonomy places the organism in Eukaryota, Metazoa, Chordata, Actinopteri, Cyprinodontiformes, Goodeidae. Gene Ontology annotation, biological process: insulin receptor signaling pathway. The record is from RefSeq and is a predicted model, not a curated record. Bases 435 to 4259 code for a protein of 1274 amino acids. The transcript has 4 exons. Gene Ontology annotation, cellular component: plasma membrane; cytosol. Gene Ontology annotation, molecular function: phosphatidylinositol 3-kinase binding; insulin receptor binding.
GAGUCGAGCUGAGCUGAGCAGGGCAGGGGUGGGGGGACAGACGCAGGGCUCCGUACUCUGUGAUGUGCAGUAAAUGGGAUUAACCCGCUCAGACAGCUCUGGGAAACGCUAAUAGUAGUAGUAGUAGAGGAAAGGGAAGAAGGGAGGGGGGGGUGGAAGCCCCGCGUAAAAGCUGCGCCGCAUGUGCAAAACUUGCGCUCCGUAGGAGAGAAAACAAGCCCCCCCUUCCAAAAUCAGACGCUAACAAACAGACCCGGGUCCAGACUUGCAACAGCCGUCCGGACCAAACUCUAGCUCUCCUCUCACACAUGCCUGGGUUGAUGUGGAGAAGAGGGAGGCAGCGGACCUGGGAGCAUGCUUGAAUCAUCUCACUGAAAGUUGCAGGAAAAGAAAGACCCAAUUGAUCAUCUUGCUUUUUGGUGGGAACCAAACCAAUGGAGGGACAAGCGGGCGAGCUGCACGGCAGCGAGGACGUGCGCAAGAGCGGCUACCUCCGCAAGCAGAAGUCCAUGCACCGGCGCUACUUCGUGCUGCGCGCCGCCUCGGAGCGCGGUCCGGCCCGCUUGGAGUACUACGAGAGUGAGAAGAAGUUCCGCGGUAAGGCCCCCAUCCCGAAGAAGGCGGUGGCACUGGAGACGUGCUUCAACAUCAAUAAGCGGGCCGACUCCAAGAACAGGCACAUGAUCGUGCUCUACACCCGGGCGGAGAGCUUCGUCGUGGCCGCGGAGAACGAGGAGGACCAACACCAGUGGUUCCAGGCCAUGGUGGAGCUGCAGUGCAAAAGUAAAAAUCCCAAUGACUGCGCGGCUUCAGAGGACUACGGAGCGCCAAAUCCGGGACCUGCGUUCAAAGAAGUUUGGCAGGUGAAGGUGUGGCCCAAAGGCCUGGGUCAGGCCAAGAACCUGGUGGGCAUCUAUCGCCUUUGCCUUACCGACAAGACGGUCAACUUUGUGAAGUUGAACUCCGACGCGGCCGCUGUGGUGCUUCAGCUGAUGAACGUCAGGCGCUGCGGACAUUCAGAAAACUUUUUCUUCAUCGAGGUGGGACGGUCUGCUGUGACGGGCCCUGGCGAGUUUUGGAUGCAGGUGGAGGAUUCUGUGGUGGCCCAGAACAUGCAUGAAACCUUGCUAGAAGCCAUGAAAGCCUUGAGCGAGGAGUUCCGCCAGCGCAGCAAGUCUCAGUCAAGCUCUGGUCCUGGAGGAGGUGCCACAGCUUCCAACCCCAUCAGCGUUCCUUCGCGCCGCCACCACCCCAACCCCCCUCCCAGCCAGGUGGGCUUUCUCCGCCGUCCCCGAACUGAGCCUUCCUUAGGCGCUAAUGUUGGAGCAGUGGUGGGCAGUUCCAGUGCCUCUCCCACACCUCGACACAGCUUCCCAAGGUCACGUACUGCCAGUGAUGGUGGGAAAUGUGAGGAAGGGAUUGCAGGUUCCACUCUGCUCCACAGUGUUAACUCCAAUCCUUCUACCAACGGCUCCUGCUCUACCACCCCAAUCCUCAGGUCAAAGUCAGCCCGCUCAGUCCCGACCACAGCUGCUAAAACACCUUUUGGGUUGAUGCGCUCCAUCUCAACCCCAGCCCCAUCCCCAUCACCAGCCCAAAGUCUUUCGUCCAGCUCUGGGCUCGGAUCGGAGAUUGGAGGAAUCACAUCUGUUGGGACUGUUCCAGGGUCUGCUACUUAUACUCAUGUACCCUCUCAUCAUACCUCAGUCUCGUGCUCACCCAGUGAUUACGGCUCCUCAGAUGAGUAUGAUUCCAGUCCUGGGGAUCACACGGUUCUUGCCUCUCCGAGCCUGCCAAGAAACUCUGUUGGCAGCACUGGCAACCAGUCCCUUGGCGAGGAUGGAGCAAACUACAUCCUAAUGGACCAACGCAGUGGGAGCAGCGUUGGCGUCAGCAACAGCAAUAAAGGCAACAUGACAUCCAGCUCCCAGCUUGUGCCAGGAAAACCAACUAAUGGCUCACUGCCCCAGACUAGGAGGGUGCUGCGUCGUUCAUCUAGCCGUGAAUGUGAAGCUGAACGUAGGCUUCUGAGCAAACGUGCCUCUUUGCCUCCUAUGGCGCUGGAAAGACUGGCUCCAAAUCAGCGCAGAGCUGAGGAACCUGCAGAUGAAGAUUCAGCUGAUUAUGCUAUUAUGUCGAGGAGCACCAGUCGGGAAUCCUUUGCAUCUAGUUGCUCAUCUACUCAAAAGGAAUCAACCAUGGGCUCUUCUGUAGGGGGAGGAGGGUACUUGGAUGUAGCAGGAGAGUUAAAAACUGUUGGUGGUCCAGGAGCGGUUGCUGGUGUGGACAAUGGGUAUAUGUCCAUGCUACCAGGAGUCACCCAGCCUCCUGUUUCCUCGUGUCAAACAGUGACCUUUUCUGUUCCAGAAUCAGAUUCCAAACCUGUUGAUGACUAUAUGGCCAUGACCCCCAACAACAGCGUGUCUCCACCGCAGCAGAUUCAUCCCCUGCCGAUGUCUGACGGCUAUAUGAUAAUGUCACCCAACAGCAGCUGCUCCCCUGACCAGCGUGGAAGCCUCUCUGAGGGGGCUUGGGUUGGCAGCGCCGACAGCAGGGUCGGCAGUGACUACAUGAACAUGUCUCCAAUUAGUGCACCUUCUGUAAAUGGCAGCCCCCCAUCCAGUGAGCACACCUGCCAUUUGGAGACCAGUUUGCAACACCAGCCCCCAAAGAUGGUGUAUUCUUACUACUCCCUUCCGAGGUCAUACAAACAUAACCCCACUUCUGGGCUUUUUGAUGACGGGCCCGGACGAGGUAGACGUCCCAAUGGGAGGUGUAGCAGGGGAGGGGGCGAUGGUAGAAACUCGGGGGUGCAUCAAGAGCAGGCAACUGGCAGUUCAGGGGCUGGACAGCAUCAGUCACUGUCUUCGUCCUCAUACUCCUCCAGCUCAGCUAGCAAUGAGAGUCUUGGAGAGAGUGAUGAUAGGAUUAACCAGGCGUUGGGUAAUGUGACAAGUGGAUCUCAAUCCAAAGAUGGCAGCAAGAUUGCUCACAGGCGGGGCUCUGGUGGGUUAACAAAGCAAGGUAGCCACUUUAGAAGCAGACCAGUAAGCCUGUUUGUAGACGUAUCUAAGGCUAACACUCUUCCUAGGGUUCGUGAGAACCCUCAGCUCCCAGAACCUAAGAGCCCUGGAGAAUAUGUAAGCAUUGAAUUCAAGGGGGAGCAGUGCAGCCGCACUGGGGUUGGAGCUGGGCGAGGCAGAGGACUAAGACAUGGAUCCUUCUUGAAUCAUGGCUUAAGUUACCAGCAUCCUCAAAACAGACCAAGUUUUUCUGUAGAAAACUUUAUCCCCCUCUCUCAUAGUCCCUCCACCCCCGUCUCUCCAGCCACUGCCUCAGAGUACGUCAACAUGGACCUUGGCCCUUCACCAUCCCCUUCACCCCAUUCCAACACCCAGUUGGUUUUCCCACCUUUCCACACCCCUCCCACACCUCCAGCUGUUGCUCACACCCCUAAAACCUGUAAGGAAGGUACUGCUGGUCCAUGUGAAGGAGCUGUUGAAGCUGCUGAGCCUCCUCUUAGGAAAAGCAGAGAAAGUGUUCUCUCAGUAACUGAGUCAGAAUCUCCUACAUCCUGUGGGGACUACACAGAAAUGGCCUUCAGCUUGAACAACAACACUGCCCCUCAGUCAUCUCCAAGCGUCUCCCCCAAAGUCCCCAUAAGAACAGAUCCUUCUGUUUCAGUGCUCUCUCGGGGUCUAGACUUUCCUUUAGGUAAAUCAGGACUGAACCCAGAUCAGGGUGCUAAAGUAAUUCGUGCUGACCCUCAAGGACGCAGGCGGCACUGCUCAGAAACCUUCGUGGCCACACCCUCCUUGUCAACCUCUGCUUCUACGUCUUCUUCAACUGCCUCCCUCUUUCCAGAGCACACCCAAGCUGUGGCACGGCGCCUCGGGUUCGAGAGCCUGCUGUGGGCGAACGGUGCCAUCGCCGAUCCUCCAACUCAACUUCCACUCCCUGCACAGCAGUCACUUCCUACAAACAAUCAGACAUUAUCCACAGAGCAAGGUCUGAACUACAUAGACUUGGACUUGGUCAACAAAGAGAGUCCCCACGCUAGUCUGGAAGGUGCCACAGGAAGCCAGCCCCAAUCUCGGCUGUAUUCUGUUCUUGGUCCAGGAUCUGGGGUUGGGGUAACGGGGGCAGCGGCUGGUGGGAGCAGCAGUUCAAGCCUCAACACGUACGCCAGCAUCGACUUCUACAAAUCCGAGGAGCUACGGACACAUCAGAAUGGGAACAAAGAGGAAACAGAGUGCUGAUGUCAGUGAUUCAUCCUUGGAGAGACAAUCUGGUACCACUCAAAGCGCUUCAAUGCUCCACCUUUUCCUCCUGUGACAGCCAAUCGCAUGGAGAGAGCUGCUGGAUUGGACGCAACUCUGAAGCACUUUGAUAUAAACUGAUGGAAAACUUUUUUUUUUUCUCCUCGCUUUCAUCCGGUUGGUUGAGCAAACCAACAGGGAUGUGUGCCAAAUGAUUAUAUAUAUAUAUAUAUAUAUAUAUAUUCUUAUAAAGCUAUUUGCUGCUCUCAUUUACUGAACUGAAAGCCAAUUGGAGGACGGUACAGAAUGGAGACUAGUGUGUGGAUCUUUUUUGUUUGUUUGUUUCUUUUUAUUCUAAACCUCUAAUCACAAAAGCAUACAAAUGUGGCUAACUGGUAUGUAAAAAAAGAAAAAAAAAAAAAAAGAAAAUAUAUCGAAAUACACAGCUGCUCAAAAAGUGCCUCAUUUUUAGAUUGUUGCCAUUUUAAAUGCUAAAGCUUUGGGUUAUGUUGUUUCAUUCUUGAGUUGAGGUAAUUACAGUAUAAUUACAGCAGAAGGUGCCAAUAAAGAUCAGAAGGAUUUUAUUUAAUCACCAAUGCGUUCAUGUCAUAUAGGAUCAAUGUAAGAGGUUGGAAAGUUCUGUGGCUGUGUAGAUUACUGAGGAUUACUUGAGCGUUAACAACAGAUCUAAUAGACAAAAUAUUUAUGGUCUCUAUAAUUAGAAACAGCCCUGUUUUCAGCAAAUACGCCAUGUAAAAUCCCACACAUAGACAGCAGUACAUCUGCUCUGGUUUAGUGAAAUGAAUAUACAAAUCACAAAUGAAUGUAUUCAUAUAUAUAUAUAUAUAUAUAUAUAUAUAUAUAUAUAUAUAUAUGACCGCUUCAAUACAGCAAACCGUUGAUUCCAAAUAUUUAUAGAAUAUAAUAUGUAUAAUAUAAUAACUUUUCCGACCUAUAUGUUACAUAACUGAUGUAAAAAUUGUCCUAUAUUAUGCAAACUAAAUACUUGUUUAGGAGCAGUGGAUAAACAGACUUUUAGAAAGUAUAUUUUCUUAACUGUAUGUCAUAUAAUCUUCUUAACCCUCCUGCAGUCCUGGCUAAGUGCUAGUACAGAGCAAGGCAUAUGUCACAAGAGGCGCCAGAAACAACUGCACGCGGGGUUGCUCUGACCCCCGCAGGACCCAAAAUUUAGGGCAGUGGUUGGAAAUGUGAUGUGGAGGGCUCCCUGUAGCCCAGCAUGUAGGAAAACCACAAAAGAGAGAGGGGAAAACUUGAGUAGCGCACCCCUCCAGGACUGCAGGAGGGUUAGACAUUUCUAAGUAAAAUGUGCUUAGGUCAGAGCAUUUUAUGAAAUAAAUCACAUCUAUUUCUUAAAGAAUAUAAUUCAAGUACAUACUAACGAUGAUAACUAAUCACCUUUAAUUAAGAAACUCAGGGCUUUAUUUAAUUUUUAUUGAGAUAUUAAUGGUUUUAGGUGAGAAAAAGAUUCUGGAAUGACGCAUCAAGGCACGACGGCUGACGUACCAACUGGCCCCUUAAAAAUGGCAAGCCAUGCGCAAAUGACACUUUUACAACCCGUAUAGAGGAAAAUGAUGUAGACAUCUCAGUUUAAAGCUGACAAAAAUCCUGCCAGAACACCAUAAGAUAUGUCAGCACCUCCUUCUGAGCACUGCUUCAUCUAGUCAACAUUGGUUUUACAUCACAUAGAUAUACAAUGAAUACCAGUUUAUGAGGGGUGUCAGUAGUGGCCAUCAAUGAAUAGAAAGAAGGGCCUUUUUCCACAUAAUCUCACAAUACCAAUUUUUAGCACUGUUGGGUUGCCAUACUUUCCCACGCAUUGGACAAGCAGCGAAGUGCACCAAGAUGACAAAAAUUACAAGAGUUUACUGAUAGUUGUAAUAGCUGAAAUGAGGAGUGGCCAGACCCUGCUGUGAGGGAAAUUAAGAGGUGCAUUGCUUGGCACACACACAUGCGGCCAAUGUGAUUUGUCUGCCCAAGUCCUUGAAACUGAACUUCUUAGAGUUCUUUAUAACUUUAUAACUUGGAAUUUAUCAAUAAACCCUAUUAUUUUGGUUAGGUGUGUGAACAUGAAGAUGUUUUUUUAAGUCACAAUUCAACAAAGUAAGAAAGUUUCCACAACAGCUCCAAUAUGACAUGAACGCAGAGUCCUUUUGUAAAAAAAAGAAACGAAAAAAAAGUGUUGAAAAAGAUAUUUUUUUAAAGAUGUAAACAGUACUAGCAACCUGCUAGCCUUCUUUCCUACUGUGAGAAAUAGUGGCAAAGCUGCCAUUAGCUCUGCUAAUUGACGUGUUGCAUUGAAAUGUUUUUUCUUUUUCUCCUAACUUCUAUUUUUUAUUUGUUUACUUUCAUUUUUGCUGUUCAGUGAGCCAUAAACAAAAGUGUUCAAAUCCACAGGCUUGAAAGAAAAUGGUACUUGUAGCAGGGAGUAGAGCAGCUUGUUUGCUAGCUUAAAAGCUAGCUGGCUCAGAUUAGCAUAUUAGGCGCCCAGGACGUAAAUUCUCUGUUCUGCUGACCACAGCCAGGGUUAGACCCCCUGAUAUAGAGCCACACAAUCCCAUUAGUGCUGUUAGCUUCGGACACUUAAUCCCGUUCGUCUCAGGAUGCUAAAUAACAAACAGUACACAGAGCCGAGGACAGUGUUGCUAUCAAUAGCCAUGAUUAUGGUAGAUUUGUAUGGUCAGCAAAUAUUGAUUUUAGCACCUGUAAAUGGACAAGUUCUCAUUUUGCUUUCACAUAUAUCAGACAGCUAAUUUGUUCUCAGUUGUUAGUGUACAGCACCAAACUUUUAGGACGUUUCAUUUCUUGGUUUGUCUUUUUAACUGAUCAAAGUGAAAGUUCUUUAGCCUCUAAAUCCUCCUUAACGACUCUUUGUUUCUAUCGCCUUCCUUUCCUGUCUUUGGCUCUUUAAUCUUCACUGUGCAUAAGCACUUAAGUGCCUGUCCUAUUUCUUUAUCUGUCUGUCUUUUUCUGUCUCUCUGCCCCAUUUUAGCACAUAGCACUAACACGUGUCAUAGCAUAAUAUAACAUGUCUAUUUUUGUGUCUAUUUCUUGGCUGUACAGUUUUGGCAGUGUAACUCGCUUCAGUUUGUUUGUUGUAAAAGUCAUCUAUCAGCAGUCAUGGUCUUGAUCUCAGGACCUGAGGACUUGAUUAUCACAUUGUCAUCAGUGCCAAAACACAGCAGCAACAAAACUGUGCUCUCUGACACCACCUCAAGAAACGACUUUUAGCUCUCAAGGCCGGAACAUUUUGCUUUGUUUUAUGAUUGAGAUGUAAUUUUUGUUUUUGCAUUCUCUCGCUGUUUUGAUGGGAGGCCACUCUGGCAUAUCUCUCCUCACAGUCAACUUAUGAUACUCUCUGAGAUAAAGGUCAUUGUGGAAGACUUGUGUACGCUUUAACCUUGAAUUUGCCUUUGAUUUCAACUGGUGGCUGUUUAAACAAUGUAUGGAGAGAAGGAAAUGGCCACCAUGGAGAGCUACGACAUAAGUCAGAAUACAGAUGUUUAGCUGUUUAGCAUUAAGAAAUAUACACUGCCUUUCUAAAUUAUUCAUACCAAUUGAGGUUUUUUAGAUAUUUUGUUUUUGUCAUAACUACUAACUUCCAUGUAUUUCAAAGGGAAUUUAUGUGACAGACCAAUGCAAAAUAAUGCAUAACUGUGAAGUUAAAGAAAAAAUAUAGUUUAAAAGUUUUUUUUCGCAAAUGAAUUUUGAGAAGCAUAAAUGUGUUUUCAGCCCUGUAAGGGAAAGCUUAGAGCAGUCUUUUGGAUCAGCCAGCUUUGCACGUCUCGAGACUAAACUUUUUGCCCAUUCUUCUUUGCAAAAUAACUCAACUUUAGUCAGAUUGGAUGGAGAAAUUCUAUGUGCAUACGUUUUCAAGUGUUGCCACAGAUUCUCCAUUGGAUUACAUAAAAUACAUGGAUAUGCUUUAAUUUUAACUGUUGUAGCUCUGGCUGUAUGUUUAUGGUCGUUUUCCUGCUUGAAGGUAAACCUCCACCUCCGUCCCAAGUCUUGCUACAUAUGACAUGUUUUCUUCCAGCGUUGUCCUGUAUUUAACUCAGUCUUCAAAUCAGUUCAAAUCAGCUUCACUGUCCCUGCUAAAGAAAAGCAUCCCCACAGCAUGAUGCUUCCACCACUAUGUUCCACAAUGCUCUGUCGCAGUGUUUGUUUCUACCACACUCUGAUAUGAAAUUACACACAAUGCCUUUAUUUACAAUUCAGUGACUUCUAAAGACAGUUAGCUUCACUGGAUUUGAUUUAUGGGUAUUGGAGUAAAGAUAUAUGAAUAUAAAUGCAUCAUUUCACUUGUUAAUAACAUGCUACUUUGUGUUGGUCUACCACAUGGAAUCCAAGUUAAACACAUUGAAGUUUGCAGUUGUAAUAUGAAAUGUAAAAAAAUGAAGGGGUGUGAAUAGUUUUUCAAGGCACUGUAGCUCAUUUGUUUGUCUGCCUAGUUUGGGAAGUUCAUGGACCUUCUCAGUCUAGUCACGUGAUUUUUCAGGCUCUGCAGAUUAACAAUGCAGCUUUAUUAUGAGCUGAUUGGGAUCUGUGGUUGGAAAUUGCUCGUAAUAAUUCAGGAGUGGAAAUAAACAGUUGGGUCUUGAAGUCAGACGCAACAAAUUAUUCCAGAAAGUCGGCUUUCCAGCAAACCUACAGGCAAACAGAUGAGCCUAAACUGUAAUGUAUUUUGGAGAUGUUCUCAUAGUGUGACGCUGCAAUUUCAGCCAAAUGUUUCAAUGUGUUUUUUUAGCUUGGAGAAAAAGUAAACAGAUUGGCUUUCAAACCAGACAAUUAGGCUUAAUAAUGCUGCCCUUCAGAGAGCCGUUCAUGGCUUAAGCUGUUUUCAACUGCUUCUACUUUGUCAAACUGCCUGCAUUUCCUGGCAGCUGCCUGUGGCAAAGUUCUCAACGGUAGCACGGUUCAUGUCAUGAAUUAUGGCAGAGCUCCGGCAGAGGAAGAGGUGUGGGUGGUCAGUUUAAGUGGCUGUAUGAUUUCACUCAUUGCAUUGUUAGCAUAUUUUUUUUAUUUUUGUUAGAUAUUCUGAUGUGCAGAAAAAUGGUGUUGCUUGGUCUAAAAUGUUUUAUCUGCUCCUGCUGCAACCCCUGAGGGAUGGUACUGAAUGGAAAUGUUGUUAAAAUUUACCAUUGAUGUAGAGUGUUUUACUUUUGUUGCUUGAGGGAAAAAAUUACUUAAAAGAGAAACAAAAAGUCA